AUGCCGCCGCGCAACUCACGAUCUCCGUCACCACCACCGUCAUUGCCAAUUGCGUCCAGCCCAGGCCCGCGCUUCCUUGCGCUCCAAAAGAUCUUCACCCAAGCCCUCACAUCAACCUUGAAGACCAGCUCCUAUGCCAAUUUCUCCAAAUGCUUUCCCACGCCUGCACAACAUUGUCCCACUGCACUGGAAGGAGUAUGGAAGCAACUGAACGCGAAGUUGGAAGAAGGGUGCAUGAAGGAAUUCGAAGCGAUCGUGUUUGAGAAGAAGGUGAUUGAGGGGUUGAAUGGCUGGGAUGCGGUGGUUGAGGAUGCGAAGAGGAGGAUCGCCAGAGGUGUUGAAGGGGAGGAGGUGCACAGGGCACCACAUACGUUGUCAGUGGAGGAGUUGCACAUUGCACACCUUACGCCCUAUCUACAGCAGGCUACAACGAUGCUGGAGGCGAGGUUGAAAGACACCCAAGAGGAGAACGGGACGCUGAUGCGGAGAAUUACGGAACAACGGGUGGAGAUGGAGAAUCUUGUACAGGGGUUAGAAGGAGUUGUGGCAGAUCUCGAGGAUAGCAUUGAAGCUAUGAGAGACGAUGGGGAAGGAGGUGUGGAUGGAUUGAGAGCUGAGAUAUGGGAAAUGGAGGGUGAGAUGCGGGGCCGCUGCUAA
Endocarpon pusillum Z07020 is the source of this 657-nucleotide messenger RNA. RefSeq lists its product as uncharacterized. Lineage: Eukaryota; Fungi; Ascomycota; Eurotiomycetes; Verrucariales; Verrucariaceae. Gene Ontology annotation, biological process: chromosome segregation. Gene Ontology annotation, cellular component: MIS12/MIND type complex. The record is from RefSeq and is a predicted model, not a curated record. The transcript has 2 exons. Bases 1 to 657 code for a protein of 218 amino acids.